Molecule: messenger RNA, 423 nt
Organism: Nicotiana attenuata
Lineage: Eukaryota; Viridiplantae; Streptophyta; Magnoliopsida; Solanales; Solanaceae
Exons: 1
Coding region: 1-423 (140 amino acids)
Source: RefSeq, a predicted model, not a curated record
AUGUGGGCUCUAAAAAGGUUGAACUUGGAUUGGGGUGAAGCUGCAAAUUUGAGGUUGACACAACUCAAUGAAAUGGAGGAUUUCCAUUUCCAUGCAUAUGAAAGUGCAGCUGUGUAUAAGAAAGGGAUGAAGUUCGUCCAUGACAAGAAGAUCUUGAAAAGGGAGUUCAAGUCGGGUGACUUGGUUUUGCUCUUUAGCUCCAGGAUCAAAUUGUUUUCGGGCAAGCUUAAAUCCAAAUGGUCCGGUCCGUUCAAAGUGGUAAGUGUCUCUCCUUAUGGAGCUGUGGAACUGGCAUCGGAAGAUGGGUCACGGACAUUCAAGGUAAAUGGCCAACUCAUCAAGCAUUACCUGGGCACAGAUGGAGAAAAACAUGUGGUGGAGCAGCUGGCUCUAAAAGAUGGUUCAUGUCCGACCAUUGAGUGA